AUGGAGAAACAUGACUGGGCAGCACUGCCCCGCGACAUCCUGCUGGAGAUCCUGGGCCGGCUCCGGCAAGUUGACGUCCUCCGCGGCGCGGGACUCGCGUGCGCGUCGUGGUGGCGCGCCGCCGUCGAGGAGCCCGCGCUGUGGCGGACUAUUGACGUCGCCUUCAACGAGGAGGAUCACAUCAACCAGCAAGCCUAUGAGGCACGUCUGGCCAUGGCGCGGGCUGCCGUGGACCGUAGCGCCAGCCAGUGCGAGUCCUUCCGCGGCGUUGCUGACGGCGACCUCCUAGCCUACCUCACCGCCAGGGCGCCGUCGCUAAGGAGUCUCCACUUGACCGGCCGCUUCCUCUUUUCCACGCUGCUCGGGCUUCUCGAACAGUACUGCCCCCGUCUCGAGGUGCUCGACGCCGACGACUGCGUCACCGACGAGCCAACAGGGUGGCGCGUGCUGUUCAGGUGGCAUCGGAAGCUGAAGGUCUUCCGUGGGCCGUCACUGCCGUACUUCUUUUCCAUGGCACCCGUGGUGGCAUCGGCAAAGUCAAGGAUUAUAUGA
Messenger RNA from Panicum hallii, 552 nucleotides. Its product is annotated as F-box protein SKIP19-like. The transcript is spliced from 2 exons. The coding region runs from base 1 to 552 and encodes 183 amino acids. The record is from RefSeq and is a predicted model, not a curated record. NCBI's taxonomy places the organism in Eukaryota, Viridiplantae, Streptophyta, Magnoliopsida, Poales, Poaceae. Gene Ontology annotation, molecular function: protein binding.